This is a messenger RNA of Erinaceus europaeus (western European hedgehog), 400 nucleotides long. RefSeq names its product Fanconi anemia core complex-associated protein 24-like. Gene Ontology annotation, cellular component: Fanconi anaemia nuclear complex. Gene Ontology annotation, molecular function: chromatin binding. The record is from RefSeq and is a predicted model, not a curated record. Gene Ontology annotation, biological process: interstrand cross-link repair. Lineage: Eukaryota; Metazoa; Chordata; Mammalia; Eulipotyphla; Erinaceidae. The transcript is spliced from 2 exons. Bases 35 to 325 code for a protein of 96 amino acids.
UCUUCAAGGCAUUGUAAUAGUUGAAAAAACUCAAAUGAGUGAACAGUACUUCUUGGCCAUGCAGAAGUUUACUGUUCUGGACCUGGGAAUGGUGUUACUUCCAGUAGCCAGCCAGAUGGAAGCAUCCUGCCUCAUUAUCCAACUAGUUCAAGAACAAGUCAAAGAACCCAGUAGUAACCCUUUCCUUAGGAAUAAGCAGGCUCAGAUAUCCGAGCCAUCCCUCCUCAGAAUUGUGCAACAGAUCUCAGGAGUUGGAAAAGUCAAAGCUCCUCUGCUGCUUCAGAAGUUCCCAAGUAUCCAGCAGCUGAGCAAUGCUUCUGUCUGAGACCUGGAGCCGGUAGUUGGACAGGCAGCAGCACAACAGAUCCACACCUUCUUCACACAGCCCAGGUGACAGCUC